UUAGCUAACCCAACAAUACGUUCGGCAGCGAUACUGUUACACAAUCCAUCGACAGCCCAGGCUAUCGAACGUGGACGGCCAAAGUUCUCUCUAGGGGGCGCGCGGCAAAGUUGUUGCUGAGAGAAUUCGCUGCCAACGUGUCGUCAGUUAAAACGAAAAAACCACUCAUUCCAUCAUCGUCCCAUCUCUCUCUGUUACUCAGUCUCAACAGAAGAAUUUUAUUUCUGAUAUUCUCCGAUUUCUCGUUCCCCACUUCUACGGCAUUUUCCCUUUCGAUUAACAUUUCUUCAGAGAUCGCCAUUAUUUCUGCGGAUUCCGCGAAUACCCUUCAAAUGUCGGUCCCAAUGGAUCAUCAUGAUCCAAGAAUGGGAAUAGAUCUCCCAUUAUCAAAUUGGACAAUCAAUGUUUCGGAUAUAAGAACAGUCAAGGUGAGCAAUAUUUCACUAGCUGCAUCUGAACACGAUAUUAAAGAAUUUUUCUCUUUCACUGGUGAUAUUCAAUAUAUUGAAAUGCAAAGUGAAUCGGAAAGGUCUCAGCUUGCAUAUGUUACUUUCAUGGAUUCACAGGGUGCAGACACAGCAAUACUUCUGUCGGGUGCCACAGUUAUUGAUCAUUCUGUCACCAUAACACCUGUUGAAAACUACCAAUUGCCUCCUGAAGCUUUUCCACCAAACGAGCCCUCUAGUACCAAUUCUGCUGUUAAAAAGGCUGAGGAUGUGAUGAGUACCAUGCUGGCCAAGGGCUUCAUACUGGGGAAGGAUGCUAUCAACAAGGCCAAGGCCUUUGAUGAGAGGUUCCAGCUGACAUCAAAUGCAUCUGCCACAGUUGCAUCCCUUGAUCGGAAGAUGGGCCUUAGUGUGAAAAUAAGUGUUGGGACUGCUGUGGUAAAUGAGAAGGUGAGGGAGGUGGAUGAGCGAUUCCAAGUGAUUGAGAAGACAAAGUCAGCCCUUUCAUUGGUUGAACAGAAGGCAAGCAGUGCAGGGUCUGCACUCAUGAGCAAUCCUUACGUAUCAAUUGGGGCAUUAUGGGUGUCAAGUGCCUUAAGCAUGGUUGCCAAGGCAGCAGAGGAUGUCAGCCUGAUGACAAGGAAGAAAGUUGAGAAGGCUGAGGAGGAGAAGGAGACAAUUCAUCAAGAGAAGACAGGGAUUAUUAAUGAUUUUUCACAAAUUCAUCUUGAUGAACCUUCAGCUAGGGAGUCUCCUGUUGUGUCAAUUUCUUCUCCUGAUGAUGCAAAACUUGGUAUUAUAUAAUCACACUGUUGUUAUAUUUUUUUUAUCUCAGUUCCAUGUCAUUUUCUUCUUUUUUUUCCAGUUUGUUGUAUAUCUUUUCUCUGGUGGGGAGUGGUUGACGAUACCUUCUUUAGUUAAAUUUGUUUCUAUUGGUAUUGAACUUUGUUUAGAAUGCUUGGUUGUCCCAGAAUCAUUUUUCAAGUUGAUUGUUCCAA
This is a messenger RNA of Nelumbo nucifera (sacred lotus), 1444 nucleotides long. Its product is annotated as binding partner of ACD11 1-like. Gene Ontology annotation, molecular function: RNA binding. The record is from RefSeq and is a predicted model, not a curated record. Lineage: Eukaryota; Viridiplantae; Streptophyta; Magnoliopsida; Proteales; Nelumbonaceae.